AAUCAAAGAUAUGAGGCAACGUGGACAAACCUAACCCAAUAAGAAACAAUCAAAAACCCAUCAUUCAUUCAUUUUCCUUCAUUCGGCUAAGUUCAGAGAGAAGAAGAUGGAGGCAACAGCAAUUUCUGGCAGCAGAUUUCUCUAUACAAACAAACAUUUGAUCAAACAAAACUCUUCCUCCGUUUCCCUUCUUACUAUCAAAUCCAUGGCUACUCAAAAACCAUCACCAUCAGCUCCCAAAACUGUUAGCUCCAAGAAGAGCUCGACGGUAUUUCCGCUCGGUGAGAAAGGUCCGAGGAAUAGCACGGUCGCAAGCUCGCCUCCGAUUAAGCUGCUUACAAGGGUGGAGCAACUAAGACUGCUGAGCAAAGCAGAGAAAGCUGGGUUGCUAUCUGCAGCAGAGAAAGCCGGUCUCUCAUUGUCGUCGAUAGAGAAACUGGGCCUUCUCUCCAAGGCAGAGGAAUUGGGAGUCCUUUCUGCAGCAACCGAUCCCGGGACUCCGGGGACUUUGCUCACCCUCAGCCUGGGGUUGCUGCUUUUAGGUCCCUUUAGUGUGUACUUUGUGCCUGAAGAUAACCUUGUGGAGAUUAUAGUGCAGGUUGCAGUUGCUCUGGUUUCUGUUGUUGGGGGAUCUGCAGCUUUUGCUGCUUCAAAUUUUGUUGCAAACUUGCAGAAAUCAAACUAAAUUUGACAGCACGAUUCAUUUACAAAUCUGCUCAAAUGUUUUUCAA
Molecule: messenger RNA, 731 nt
Organism: Mercurialis annua (annual mercury)
Lineage: Eukaryota; Viridiplantae; Streptophyta; Magnoliopsida; Malpighiales; Euphorbiaceae
Exons: 2
Coding region: 107-685 (192 amino acids)
Source: RefSeq, a predicted model, not a curated record